AUGCCCAUCCUACAGGCAAGGCGUGAAUCAACAGAUGAUGUUGAAAAUGUCACGGAGGUCUUCGGACAGUUGCGACUCAUUACAUUGUCAUCCGACUUUUUUCGAAGAUGCGUUGGUCGCGAUGAGCGAACCAGCGACGAAAUACCAUCAGCUGCGAUAAAAUGGAAGGAUGCGAGUAUUUAG
This is a messenger RNA of Plasmopara halstedii, 183 nucleotides long. RefSeq lists its product as uncharacterized. Bases 1 to 183 code for a protein of 60 amino acids. The transcript is spliced from 3 exons. Lineage: Eukaryota; Oomycota; Peronosporomycetes; Peronosporales; Peronosporaceae. The record is from RefSeq and is a predicted model, not a curated record.